Capronia coronata CBS 617.96 is the source of this 1632-nucleotide messenger RNA. RefSeq lists its product as uncharacterized. Gene Ontology annotation, cellular component: mitochondrion. The coding region runs from base 1 to 1632 and encodes 543 amino acids. Lineage: Eukaryota; Fungi; Ascomycota; Eurotiomycetes; Chaetothyriales; Herpotrichiellaceae. The record is from RefSeq and is a predicted model, not a curated record. The transcript has a single exon. Gene Ontology annotation, molecular function: ATP binding; nucleic acid binding.
AUGGCUCGUCCUAGGGGUGCGCCUUUUCGCAAGGGUCGCAUAGAUUCUCAGAAACCUCUGACGAACAACCCGUCGAAUGCGCCUCAGCGAGCCCCUAUCUCAAGUCUUCCUCUCCCUCCACCGCCAUCCAUUGAGGUCCCCAAAGAUACCCCUCGAUUUGAAGAACUCCGCGCCAAAAAUCUGGUCAAUCCAACCAUUCUCGAUACUCUGACCCACGACCUUCACUUCAAUCACAUGAUGCCAGUGCAAGCAGCGACCUUAGAGUAUCUUCUACAAGGAAAAGAUUGUUUGGCGCAGGCAAAGACCGGUACUGGCAAAACUUUAGCUUUCCUACUUCCUGCAGUGAACACCAUCUUGAAGAACAGAACCCGGUGCUUGUCCACACUGAUCAUCUGCCCUACAAGAGAGCUUGCACUCCAAAUUGCAACGGAGGCAAAGAAGCUGUUACAGAGAUGUCCGCAAUGUAAGGUGGCUUGCGCCAUUGGAGGGACGAACAAGAAUGCUGAAGCUAAGGCUAUUCUGAAUGGCUGCGACAUACUGGUUGCUACCCCAGGCAGACUUCUGGAUCACCUGAGUGAAGAAGAAAUUCAUCGCAAACUUGGCUCUCUUCAAAUUCUCGUACUUGAUGAGGCGGAUAGAAUGCUCGACAUGGGCUUUUUACCAGAUAUUAAGAAAGUCUUGAGAUAUCUUCCCAACCUUCCUCGACAAUCAAUGUUGUUCUCUGCCACAAUUGAUGACCAGGUGAAAAAUGUUGCGCAUCUCUUUCUGAACACAGGUUAUGAACAUAUCUCGACCAUCCCUGAGGGCGAAGCAAACACCCAUGAACGUGUACAGCAAUUUCUUGUCACGACUCCUAGCAUGAUCCAACAUGCCCCCGCCAUGGUCGCUGUCAUUGAGUCAGAGCUUGCCACCGCCAAAUUGUUCAAGGCCAUCGUCUUUGCUCCCACCGCGGCUCAUGUGGAUUUCUACGCCCACAUACUCACCGCGGUUGGUACUUUACCAAAAGUCUCGGUGCUUCAUUCCCGCAUGUCACAGACCAAGCGAACCCGCACUACUGAGGAAUUUCGCCAAGCUACCAAUGCGAUCUGUGUGGCAACGGAUGUUAUUGCAAGAGGAAUGGACUUUCCCGGUGUCACUCACGUAUUCCAGGUCGGACUACCAUCUGACAAAGAGUCGUACAUCCAUCGACUGGGACGCACAGCACGGGCAGAUGCGCAAGGUCGAGGAAUCUUGGUGCUGAGUCAAGUGGAGAAAGGGUUUUUGUAUCAAUUGAAGAACAUCAAGAUUCAGGACUAUCCCUCUACUCUCCAGUAUGGUAUUGAAGACAUCGAACCGGCGUUGGCCGACCUUGACGGCAAACCGAGGAUUUAUCAAGCGUGGCUCGGAUAUUACAAGACACAUAUGAAGUCUUUGAGAUGGUCCGCCACCGAGCUUGUGCGAGAGGCGAACCAGUUUGCACUUCAGGGUCUCGACUGUCCUGACGUGCCUGCCUUGGAAAAGUCCACGAUCGGAAAGAUGGGUCUGAAAGGAGUGCCCGGGCUCGUCAUCGCACCGAAUGCACCUGGGUCUAAUGAUGCUCGUCGACGAGGUGGCGGAGAAGGCAGAGGACAGGGACGAUUUUCGAAAAAAUAG